AAGAAAAGAAUCUUUGAUUAAAUGAAAAAAAAAAAAGAAAAAAAAAUCGGUAAGUCCAGUGCAACCAUCGUAAUCAUUAAUCACGAUGUUGAAUUACGGACGCAAAUCAUCAUUGAAGAUAACCACUCAGCAGGGCGAAAAUUGUAUCAAAAAGACGUAUAAGACAAUAACAUAUUUUCAUCGCCAAGUCCUCCGCAACCAUCAUAGUCCAUAAGAACAAGGUUGAAUUACGGAGGAAUAUCAUCAUUGCAGCGAACCGCUCAGCAGGGCGAACAUUUCGAUCAUAAAAAAAGGAUAUCAUACAAUAAGAGAGAUUUAUCGCCAAGUCCUCCUCAACCAUCGUAGUCCAUAAGACAAGGUUGAACAAUGGAGGAAUAUCAUCAGCGAACCGCUCAGCAAGGCAAUUAUUUCUGUCAUUGUUAUUCCAGCAAAAGGGAGUUCACAAUGGAAUCCACCCAACAAGUUACUAGAUAUGUAUACAUGCACAAAUACAAAUCUAGUGACAAGAGCUUGAUCGCCAAGUUCAACAAGGUCGAUUACUCCGUCCUACGACAUGCCGUCACUACACCGACUUCAUCUUCCCCCUCCCAAGAUAUUGAAAAUGUUUACAUGCACAAAGACAAUUUUCAAAAUGACAAAAGCUUGAUCGCCAGGUCCAAUUUAAUCAUCGUAGUCAAGGAGACCACUCACUUUCGCGGACAAGUACAUCAUCGCAAUCCAACAAGACCGCUCAGCAGGGCGAUGACUCCGUCCAUGGCGUGCCAGACCAUCCCCCGGCUGAGAAUGAAACAUAACCGAUAUCGGUUUGCCCAUAUGCUCAUUACAGCUAUUGUCAACAAAGUUCACCGAGCGAACAACCACCGCGUCCGAUGAUUACUCUUCCUGUGCCAAAGAAUCACCUCUACACUGGUUCAGUGGAAUAA
This is a messenger RNA of Radiomyces spectabilis, 923 nucleotides long. RefSeq lists its product as uncharacterized. The transcript has a single exon. NCBI's taxonomy places the organism in Eukaryota, Fungi, Mucoromycota, Mucoromycetes, Mucorales, Radiomycetaceae. Bases 367 to 873 code for a protein of 168 amino acids. The record is from RefSeq and is a predicted model, not a curated record.